Umbelopsis ramanniana AG is the source of this 1037-nucleotide messenger RNA. RefSeq lists its product as uncharacterized. NCBI's taxonomy places the organism in Eukaryota, Fungi, Mucoromycota, Umbelopsidomycetes, Umbelopsidales, Umbelopsidaceae. The coding region runs from base 403 to 984 and encodes 193 amino acids. The record is from RefSeq and is a predicted model, not a curated record. The transcript has 2 exons.
GCCGCUCAUGACUGUUUGCAGAUGGCAGGAACGACAAGCAAUUUCCAAGGCACUGACCAAACGCUGUCAAUUACCCUAAGAAGAACUCCGCCAAAGAUUACAGCCAACCCCAUAAAAUAUGCACCUGAGCUCGAUGGUAAUAAAGUAUAAGUAGACAAGCUUAACGUGCCUCAACCCGUAUAAUGCCUUCAAGAUCUCGGGCAUUAAUCUUUUGGACUCAAUGCUGGACCAUGCGCGGCAUCUAAUUCAUAGCUUGGGACAUCUUAUGCGGACUUUCAAACCAGUCUUUGCUCAUGGAAGGAAUCAAGAAACGAAAGGCUGCCAGCUCAGCACCAGAGGAUCAAGCAGAAUUCCUCGAUGAGCAAGAGCAAGAGCGCCUGGUGAGCGAUUUGCGCAUCGAGAAUGACAAGUCCAAUCGCAGCAUUCAGGUUAGAGCGAGAACAGGAAUCACAAUACGCAGUAUAUCUUGCAGACAUUGACAACCUUAUUUUGCUUAUCCAGAGAGGACUUGCGGGGCUUUCAGUUCUUGUGUCAUCGCUCUACUUUUUAUAUCUUAAAGAAAUAUGUUUUCCCCCAAAUGACCUUUCAUCACCCAUGAUACCAAUUCCAUCAAGUGAACCUAUUACUUCAGAAACAUACUAUCCAGGUACAGCGGCCAUAACCAGUUUAAUUUCGCUGUAUCUUUCGUUAUAUGUGGUCAUCUUAAACGCAGGUUUAUCGGUGAUCGACCUAGCCAAGUCAGCUUUAUCCAAGGAUGUCCCACAGGGCAGCCCGCAGUCAGCUUUCAAGGUUAUCAUCGUCAAUUUGGUGGUCAGCUGGAUCCCAAUGUUGGUAUCUUAUAGUGUAUCAGGCAAAGAACUCAUCUUUUGGGCUAUCCCAUUCCUUGUUGUAUUAAUGGAUCUUUUCGCCCUUCAAAUGAUGGAAAAUGUCAAUCUAGAAUUUGCUGGUCUUGAUGCAGCCAGAUACAAGUAUAAAGGAGCGUGAUAUACGAAAUAAAUUCGCAGUAAAAAAUAAAAUAAUUUUUUUGAGCAUUUCUG